This is a messenger RNA of Nilaparvata lugens (brown planthopper), 4616 nucleotides long. RefSeq names its product histone deacetylase 6 (gene HDAC6). The transcript is spliced from 23 exons. Gene Ontology annotation, biological process: chromatin organization. The record is from RefSeq and is a predicted model, not a curated record. Gene Ontology annotation, molecular function: zinc ion binding; histone deacetylase activity. Lineage: Eukaryota; Metazoa; Arthropoda; Insecta; Hemiptera; Delphacidae. Gene Ontology annotation, cellular component: histone deacetylase complex. Bases 281 to 3613 code for a protein of 1110 amino acids.
GUGUGUGGUUUUUGUUUCUGGUUCUGGAUGAAAUGACGACUGACGGAUUGACAUGUUAAAUGUGUGAUGUUUGAUAACGAUUGGUAAUUAAUAUUUUCAGUUUAAAGUAAUUUGGAAUAAAUAAUUUUUCUUAGCCUUUCAAUUACUUCGUUAAGACUUUAAUUCUUUCAACAUGUAACGGUUUGAAAUUUUUAAUCAAAUUUCCUACAAACUCAACAUUCCUUUGACAAUUCAAAUUAUUUGUACGUUUUAAUUAAUAUUAUCAUCUAAAAGAGCUACCAUGAGCUCUGAUACAACAGCUCGUAAAGGCCAGAAAAAGUCAUCUGAAGGCCCUGCUCGUCGACCUCACAAGGCCAAUGCACAGUCCAAGCCCUCUGCUGCUAUAUUGGCUGCUAAACAUAAAGCAAGAGCUAGGCAAAUGGCCAAGAAACAAGAGGACACAUUUUUCAUCAGAGAUGACUAUCAAGCUAUGUUUGACGUGAAGGAACAGUUUCGUGGACCAACAGGAGUCGUUUAUGAUGAUCGAAUGGUCGAAAAUAGAUGUCUUUGGGACUCAAACUAUCAGGAAUGUCCAGGAAGAUACACCAAGGUUAUGGAGAGAUGUAGAGAACUAGGUCUCCUGGACAGAUGUAAAUUGAUAGCAUCCAGAGAAGCCAGAGAAGAAGAAGUACUGUCUCUGCACAAGCAAGAGCACUUGGACAAACUCAAAGCAACUGAUGGGUGCUCUGAUAUCGAUCAACUUGAACUUUUAUCCUCGCAAUACGAUGCUAUUUACAUCCAUCCGAUGACCUACAGAUUAUCUCUGUUGAGUGUGGGCAGUACGAUUCAACUAGUUGAUGAAAUUUUGAAAGGAAACGUCCAGAAUGGAAUGGCAAUCAUCAGGCCACCAGGUCAUCAUGCGAUGAAAAGCGAGUAUUGCGGCUACUGCUACUUCAACAAUGUGGCAUUGGCAGCUGAGCAUGCACUCAACCAUUUGGGCCUCAAUCGGAUAUUGAUUGUGGAUUGGGAUGUUCAUCAUGGACAAGCAACUCAGCAAAUGUUCUACUCAGAUCCAAGAGUGUUAUACUUUUCAAUCCAUCGCUAUGAGCAUGGUACAUUCUGGCCUAACCUAAGGGAAUCUGAUUUCGAUUACACUGGUGACGGAGAGGGCAAAGGCUUCAACUUCAACAUUCCUUUGAACAAAAUCGGAAUGGCCAAUGCUGAUUAUCUUGCGAUAUUUCAACAGGUUCUACUUCCAGUUGCUACUGAGUUUCAACCAGAGCUAAUAAUAGUUUCAGCUGGCUAUGAUGCUGCUGUUGGAUGUCCAGAGGGUGAGAUGGAAGUAACACCUGCUUGCUACGCCCACCUUCUGUCCUCUCUCAGUGGUCUUGCCUCAGGAAAAAUCGCUGUUAUUUUAGAGGGUGGCUACUUUCUGAAGUCUCUGGCUGAGGGUGCUGCUCUCACUUUGCGUACACUUUUGGGUGACAGUUGUCCAACUAUCGAAUCCUUGCAGCCACCCAGCCAAAGUAUCACGGAGAGCAUAUUGAACGUAAUAUACAGUCACAGAAAAGAAUGGAAGUGUUUCCAGCUCCAGGACACUUAUUCACUGAAAGCCUUGCAACAAGAGAACAGACUAAUUGAUGAACGAACCCAGCAUCUACCUUUCAUUUUGUAUGAUUACAAGGAAGAAAAGCCAACUGUGUACAAAACAAGGGAUUGUUACCCCGUCCGGAGUGAAGAAACAAUUGCUCAUUAUCACGAUUUUCUCAAAAACGGCUCUAACGAGCCGAUUUUUUCAAAUCCAUACCCUGUAUAUUUCGUUUAUGAUCCCCUCAUGAUGGAACAUAGGAAUAUGUUUGACUCGCAUCCUGAAAGACCAGAGAGAAUAUCAAACAUUUAUGAAACGUUGAAACAGUACAAUGUCUUGGAGAGGAUGAAUCAUUUACCGAGUAGGAAAGCAACAGAAGAGGAGUUGUUGUUGGUUCACUCUUCAGAGCAUGUUGGACAGAUGAAAUCAGUUGGCAGUAUCCCAUUACCAGCAGAAGCCAAUGAAAAAGAAUGGCGCGAAUUAUCCAAAGAAGAAAGUUACAAAUCCAUCUAUUUGCACCCGAAAUCCUAUGACUCAGCUCUGUUGGCUGCUGGCUCACUUCUUCAGGUGGUGGACAGUGUGAUGAAUGGAGAAAGUGGUUCAGGGAUAGCAGUGAUAAGACCACCAGGUCACCACGCCGAAGAGUUCGAACCCUGUGGAUUUUGUAUUUUCAAUAACGUAUCCGUCGCAGCUAAAUAUGCAAUCACCAAGUACAAUUUGACUAGGGUUUUGAUAUUGGAUUGGGACAUCCAUCACGGCAACGGAACGCAGCACAUAUUCGAAGACGACCCACGAUGUCUAUAUGUAUCGAUACAUAGGUAUGACAAUGGCAACUUCUUUCCAAAUUCGACGGACGCUGACGCAUCAGUCGUAGGCAGUGGUGACGGCCGAGGCUACAAUGUGAAUGUUCCUUGGAAUAAGGGUGGUAUGACUGGAGCAGACUAUGUGGCUGCUUUCCACCAUAUUGUUCUCCCAAUCGCUUACCAGUACAACCCGCAACUAGUACUCGUCUCAGCCGGAUUCGAUGCAGCUAUAGCAGAUCCUCUUGGAGGUUGUAAAGUGUUGCCAGAAACGUACGCUCACCUAACACAUUGGUUGUCGUCGUUGGCCGGUGGGCGAGUCAUUCUGGCGCUUGAAGGUGGCUACAACAUCACGUCCAUUUCCUACGCCAUGACAGCCUGCGCCAAGUCUCUGCUUGGCGAUCCGCUGCCUGUCCUUGACGCAAGCAAUGGUGCAUGUCGGUCAGCGAUAACCUCCAUCAAACAAGUCAUACAGAUCCAGAAAGAAUUCUGGUCGUGUCUGGCGUUCCAUAAGAGUUUGCCAGAAGAGAACGUUCUGGAAGCAGGCUGCGCUGGCCAAAACGAAGUCGACGGUAAACCUGAGAACUCGUGUCAAGAACAGAACGAAACGGACGAUAUGAAGCUUGUAAGGCUGUCGUCGGUGAAGCUGCACGAAGGCAGUUGUGACGAUCUCACCGAUAGGAUGCAAACUCUGACUCUGGUCACCAACUGCGGCACCGGAGACAAUCCGAUGGGGAAGGAGGUUUGGCCGGCAGGCGGCAGCAGCAGCAACGCAACUCCCAGCUCCUCCUCGUCCACCAUGGAGGAGAGCGGCGCAGCUGGAGGCGCCAAUCAAACACUCACCGACUACCUCUCUGACAAUCUAGAGUUGCUUCUGUCAGAACAAAUGUUCGCCGUAGUUCCGCUUUCGAGCUGCCCUCACCUGCCCGAAGUGCGCCCUGUGCCCAGCACGGGCAUCGACAUCCAUGCACCCUGCUCUGACUGCACUUCAUCCAACGAGAAUUGGACUUGCCUCAUCUGCUAUCUGGUAUUUUGUGGACGUUUCGUAAAUGGUCACAUGGUCCAGCAUGGAGAUGAUAACAGACAUCCUCUAUGUUUGAGCUUCAGUGAUCUUUCGGUCUGGUGUUAUGGUUGUGAAGCAUAUGUUGACAACCCGGUACUAUUUCCUGCGAAAAAUGCUGCUCAUGUCAGUAAAUUUGGUACUGAGUUGACAUGGAGCUAUUCGUCGCCUAGGCCUGUCAACUAAUAAUUCGACGUCUUAUUUAAGGAAUCACUAUUAUAUUAAUAAUAAUUUAUUGUCACCAAAUUAAAUAAUUUAAAAUCUUCUUUAUGCUGUCCUUAAAAUAAAGUUCAUCAUUUUCAAUAACUGAAAUAAUUUCAUACUAAUUUGAAUAAUAAUAAAUUUGGAAUCCAUCAGUUUAUUCAAAUUCUAACAUUUUGGAAAUUCACUCUUUCUAAUAAUUUACUUCAUAAUUCAGCCUACUUAUAACCUACUAAUUGAAUUAUAAUGUUUCCAAAAAACAUUAUCUAAAACACCUUUAAAGAUGCAUAUUUUCUCAAAAGCCAUAGUUCUAAUAAUAUAUCUAUGUAGAAUAUUAAUGCAGAGUCAAUCUUGUUUUCUUUCUGCUCAGAUUCCUCACUUACGGUCAAUUGUUAUAGAGAAAAAAAUCAUACCAAAUUAUGAAAAGCAUUGCACGUUUGAUGUAACUUUUAUUUUAAUACGGUACGGUACUAUUUUAUAUCCUUUAACUUUGAGAAUUUUAUAAUCCAAAAUUAAAUGUGUACCGCGCGGACGAUAGUAAAUCUGACACGAUAAAAUCUUUUUACGAUAGUAAAAUCUGACACGAUUGCAUAGAUUACUGUAAUGUUCUCAAUAAAUAAUAGAAAACUGUGUACUUUUUUACUUGGUGUGUAAUUUCUGUACCUCAGAGCUAGAGGAGCGUGAGUUCAUUUCUUGACAAGAUGAUAUUUUUAGUGGGUCUUGUUCAGUUUUUCGAACUCUAUAGAUUAAAGAUAACAUAGGUCCUCAGCAUUUGAUUGUUUUGAAGCCAGAGCUGAAAGAGCGUAUGCAGAGCAAUGAUUCACAAGUCAAGUGUAAUGAUGAUUCGACUUACGCUCUUUUAGCCCCGGCUGGGAGUGAAAUACUUUUUGGGCUCUCCUAUAAAAGCAGCCGUUCGAGACUUACACCCUUCUAACUCUGAGGUGCAGAUUUGUGUUUUGACAUUUGUCUCUGUACAAUCGUAAAUUUG